Messenger RNA from Phycomyces blakesleeanus NRRL 1555(-), 1482 nucleotides. RefSeq lists its product as hypothetical. The record is from RefSeq and is a predicted model, not a curated record. Gene Ontology annotation, molecular function: snoRNA binding. Gene Ontology annotation, cellular component: box C/D methylation guide snoRNP complex; small-subunit processome. The transcript is spliced from 3 exons. NCBI's taxonomy places the organism in Eukaryota, Fungi, Mucoromycota, Mucoromycetes, Mucorales, Phycomycetaceae. Bases 1 to 1482 code for a protein of 493 amino acids.
AUGGUUAACUACGUGUUGUUCGAAACCGCCUCUGGCUAUGCGCUCUUUGAGCGUCUGCAGUCCGAAGAGAUUGGCUCCAAGUUGGCCGAAGUCCAGCAGACCGUCCAGGAUCUUUCCAAGUUCGGAAAGAUGAUCAAGCUCAAGUCAUUCGCUCCCUUUAAGAGUGCCGCCGAUGCCCUUGAGAACGCCAACGAUGUUUCCGAGGGUAUUGUUAACCCUUCGCUUAAGGCUUUCUUGGAGAUGAACCUCCCCAAGGCUUCCAAGAAGAGCUCUUUCUCUCUCGGUGUUGGAGAGAAGAACUUGGCUGGUGCUAUCAAGGGUGAGUGUGGUUACGACUGCGUUGCCGACGAGACCGUUAUGGAAUUGGUCCGUGGUAUCCGUCUUUGGGCCGACAAGUUGCUCGGUCAAUUGAAGGAGGGUGAUUUGGAGAAGGCCCAGCUUGGUCUUGGUCACAGUUACUCCCGCGCUAAGGUUAAGUUCAACGUCAACCGUGCCGAUAACAUGAUCAUCCAGGCCAUUGCUCUUUUGGAUCAAUUGGACAAGGACGUCAACACCUUUGCUAUGCGCAUGAGAGAAUGGUACUCAUGGCACUUCCCCGAGCUUGUCAAGAUUGUUAACGACAACUACAAAUACGCCAAGCUCGUCAAGGUGAUCAAAAACAAAUCUGAGUUGUCUGAGGAACAUUUGGAGGCCAUGGCUGAGGUUCUCGACGACGACGAGACCAUUGCCAAGCAGAUCCUCGACGCUGCUCGUGCUUCAAUGGGUACCGACAUUUCUCCCAUCGAUAUGAUCAACAUCCAGAACUUUGCUGACCGUGUUGUCAACUUGGCUGAGUACCGCAAGAAGCUCCACACCUACCUGGUAACCAAGAUGAACUAUGUUGCUCCCAACUUGGCAGCUUUGAUCGGUGAUGUUGUUGGUGCCCGUCUGAUCUCCCAGGCUGGUUCCCUCACAAACCUCUCCAAAUACCCUGCUUCUACCCUUCAGAUCUUGGGUGCCGAAAAGGCUCUUUUCCGCGCCUUGAAGACCAAGGGUAACACACCCAAGUACGGUUUGAUCUACCACUCUUCUUUCAUUGGCCGUGCUGGUGCCAAGAACAAGGGUCGUAUUUCGCGUUAUUUGGCCAACAAGUGUACCAUUGCUUCCCGUAUCGAUUGUUUCAGCGAUAAGCCUACCGAUAAGUUCGGUCAGGCCUUGAAGGCUCAGGUUGAGGAGCGUUUGGCUUUCUACGACAGCGGUGCCUUGCCUGCCAAGAACCUCGAUGUUAUGAAGAAGGUUAUUGACGGUAUGGAUAACGAUGAGGAUGAGAUUAAGCUUGAGGAGCCUGUUGCUGCAGUAUCUGCCGGCAAGAAGAGAAAGGCUGAUCCCGAUGCCGAAGAAGAAGAGUCUCCCAAGAAGGCCAAGAAGGAAAAGAAGGAGAAGAAGGAGAAGAAGGAGAAGAAGGAAAAGAAGGAGAAGAAGGAGAAGAAGAGCAAGGAUUAA